Messenger RNA from Haemorhous mexicanus (house finch), 868 nucleotides. It is a transcript of the gene PABPN1, whose product is annotated as poly(A) binding protein nuclear 1. The transcript has 7 exons. The record is from RefSeq and is a predicted model, not a curated record. Bases 179 to 652 code for a protein of 157 amino acids. Gene Ontology annotation, molecular function: nucleic acid binding. NCBI's taxonomy places the organism in Eukaryota, Metazoa, Chordata, Aves, Passeriformes, Fringillidae.
CGGAGCCGCCGCCGCCGCCGCCGCCGCCGCCGCCGCCGCCGCCGCCUCAACGCCGGGGCCGCCUCACGAAGCCGCGGGCGAGGAGCUGGAGGAGGAAGCGGGGCUGGGGGAAGGGGAGGCGGGAGAAGCCGCCAUUGAGGACCCGGAGCUGGAGGCCAUCAAGGCCCGGGUGCGGGAGAUGGAGGAGGAGGCCGAGAAGCUGAAGGAGCUGCAGAACGAGGUGGAGAAACAGAUGAACAUGAGCCCCCCCCCGGGCAAUGCCGGCCCGGUGAUCAUGUCCCUGGAGGAGAAGAUGGAGGCCGACGCUCGCUCCAUCUACGUGGGCAAUGUGGAUUACGGGGCCACGGCCGAGGAGCUGGAGGCGCAUCCCCCCAGCUUUGCCUACAUCGAGUUCUCGGACAAGGAGUCGGUGCGGACCUCCAUGGCUCUGGACGAGUCGCUCUUCAGAGGGAGGCAGAUCAAGGUGAUCCCCAAGAGGACGAACCGCCCCGGGAUCAGCAGCACCGACCGCGGCUUCCCCCGGGGGCGCUUCCGGGGGCGGGGGGGGGGCUACGGCUCCGCCCGCUCCCGCUUCUACAGCGGCUACGCCCGGCCCCGGGCACGGGGAUACAGGGGCCGAUCCAGAGCCACCUCCUGGUACUCCCCGUAUUAAAAACCCCCAAAUUUCCCCUUUUUCCCCCCAAAAAAAAAACCAAAAAAAAAAUCCCUCAAAUUCGGGGUGGGGGGAGGGGCCCGCCUGCCCCUCCCCCACCCCAUAAAAAACCCCAAAUUUCUCUUUUUUCCCCCCAAAAAAAAACAACAACAAAAAAAAAAAAUUCCCAGUUUGUUUUUUGCAGGUGGAGCCCGGAGCCGGAAGAAAGGGGGGGGG